Molecule: messenger RNA, 845 nt
Organism: Candidula unifasciata
Lineage: Eukaryota; Metazoa; Mollusca; Gastropoda; Stylommatophora; Geomitridae
Source: the annotation of a GenBank genome assembly
UUUUGGCAGCCUAUUCAGCUCCUCCAGCAAGCCAGGCAGACAUGCUCCAGCAGCGACAGCCCUCAAACCCAGCAGUUCCACACUACACUUCCAGUCAUCCACCGAGGAGUCCAGCCACAGACCGUCGGGCUCUCUCACCAGGUCCAGCACCUACGACUUUCAGCUGGACAAUGUAUCAUCAGAGAAAUCUAAGGAGGAGAGAGAGAAGGAGAGGCUAGAGCAGUACAAGCAAGUCAGGGCCCUGGUGAAGAAAGAUGAUGGUCGGAUGCAAGCCUACGGCUGGAGCCUGCCAGCCAAGUUCACUGUCAGUGGCAAGGAGACUGAUAGGUUCCAGGUGCCGGUGCCGGUUCCUGUCUACUGCAGGCCUUUGUUUGACACAGACACCAACGACUGGAAGAUCUGGUGUGCUGCCGGUGUCAAUCUAACCGGCUUAAAGAACAGCCAGGGAGACUCAGGUGUCACAUUUUCGGUCUCCCCACCGGAUCCUUCAGUGGAGAGUCAACUGCAGGGAGAUAAUCUACUCAAGGAACUCAAGGAGCAGGAGCUGAGAGCCAGGGAGGAGGAACAAAUGUCCAGCAUGGUCUGGGUGUGCACAGCAAACCAUGACUCCAGCCAGGUGUCAGUCAUGGAUGCCAACAACCCCGCCGACAUCCUUGAGACAUUCUCUGUGUCCGUCUCACAUAUAUUGUGUAUCGCCAGUGUGCCAGGUGUGCUGGAGACUGACUACCCAGUUACAGAAGACACUCUGACAGCUGGUGUUGUUGUAGUCGCAGGAGACACAGUGGUGGAGACGACAGGAUCCAGUCCUGUAGAUGCAGUUAAGGGUGGACACAGUGCAGCUACAG